AUGGGAAAGUACAUUCGGCUCGGCGUCUAUGAGUUAGGCCGCCACGCCCCUCGCUUGUAUACUGAUGUGUGGGCGUUCAUCGCAUUUGUGGUUGUCCUUUGCGGCAUGGACAUCCUUGCCGUAUUCGUAUCCUGGGGCGGCCGACCUGAUAUGGUGCUGCGCGGCGUAGAUUACAACGGGAACGUUUGUGGUCGUCCUCUUGAGCCGAACCGAUUAAAUAUCACUUCGUAUGAGUGGGAAUCAAUGCGGUUUUUGUGGUAUCCAUUCCAGCUCAAUUCGGCGACCAACGUUUUUUUUACAGGUGUGACCAACAUGGGAAUUUGUGUCAAGGGGUGCCCAUCUGCGGGAGACACCGUAGUGACGUACGGAGGUUUGAGCAAUUUUCCCACAGUGUUUUCGGUGCAGUUUAACUCCUCGGUGCAGUUGUGGCGGUGUGUGCCUGAUUCUAAGACGCUUGAUUGUGGCCAUUCCGCAGCAUGUGAAUCUCAACGAGUCCUGAUGAAGGAUCUGGUGUCGGAUGCGGUGCAAAUUGAUAACUUCAUCUUUGGCCUAUUGAGAACCUUGCAUGAUCAAUGGUUUGUGUUCUUCGCCGUGUUCUUUCUGUGCCUCACUCUGUCUUCUGUGUGGGCGCAGUCGAUGCGGUAUGCUGCGAGACCUAUUGUAGCCAUCACAGCAUCGUCAUUCUUUUUUAUGCUAACAGCAUGUGGCUUUGCCAUGCUUUGGCGGUUCAAGACAGUCGCGGGUGACUAUCGAUAUGUGUGGCUGUCUGGGGGCAUUCUGUCGCUUUUUGUAAGCUUCGUAUAUGCCUGCAUGCUUAUGUACUUUUGGAAAAGUAUCCGUUUGGGGUGCACGAUCAUUGAGGAGGCGAGUAAAGCAGUGAUAGCUAUGCCCUCCAUGCUAAGUGUUCCGCUUGUGGGUUCGUUUUUAGAGGUCGUAAUGUGGACGAUUUUUUUCUUUACCACAGCCAUGUUGUAUUCCUAUCCCAAUCCAGGCGUCGAGGCCGUGCAGUGGGAUGGUGAAGUAUACCACGUGGCGGUGAUAAAGUCCGCCGAUGCAUGGGCGAUUGCGGGACAUGCAUACAGCGUGUGUGUCUUGCUCUGGUGGGCAGCAGUGUUGAACGCUGGCGUGACUCUCAUAGUGGCUUUAAUAGUCACCCAGUGGUACUGGUCAGAGCCUGGGAGUGUGAAGUCAGCCCCGCGUGACGCCGUGCGGUGGUCGGUCCGCACCACGCUGAGGUAUCACCUUGGCACCCUGGCCUUGGGCGCCAUUCUUACCGCACCCCUUCGUGUUGCGCGGCUGUUCCUUCGAUUACCGUUGAGGCGGCUGUGCAGUUGUUUUUGCAAGAGGGAUACCACCUCCUUCUUGUUUUGUUGUUGUCACUGCUUUAUUGACUUAUUCGAAUCAGCGGCACGUGCCCUCAGCGAGAAGGCGUUCUUCGUGACCGCCCUGACGGGUGAGCCAUUUUUUUCUUCCGCACGACAUGCUACCACUCUGCUGCACCGCAAUCCCACAAUUCUCUCUCUCGGCAUCCUCAGCGAAAUAAUUUUUUUUUACACCAAAGCGCUUUUGACGUUCGCUACAACAGCGGUCGGCGCUUUCUGGCUCUGGAGAGCCAACGACGACACGGAGCCGCAGGCAAAUACUGUAGCCCCUGUCAUGUACCUCGCAGUGAUGUCAUACACAGUCACGUCUCUUUUCGCGGAUGUCUACUCGGCGAGUGUACAGACUCUUCUGCUGUGUUUCUGUUACGAUCUGAUUACGUUCAAUGGCGCUGAGCGGCCCCUCUUCUACUGGGAGAGUUUGGAGGAGGCUCUGACGACAUCUCCAACGCAGUUUCGCCUGCGGCCGUCAACGAUGGAAGAAUGCCUAAUUCAAAAUGACGGAUAUGUGACCUGCUUGUAUGGGAACGUGCGCUACAUAACAUCAACAAGAGACGAUGGGAAUGAAUUGGAGAGAUAA
Messenger RNA from Trypanosoma grayi, 1959 nucleotides. Its product is annotated as choline transporter-like protein. Gene Ontology annotation, biological process: transmembrane transport. The record is from RefSeq and is a predicted model, not a curated record. Lineage: Eukaryota; Euglenozoa; Kinetoplastea; Trypanosomatida; Trypanosomatidae. Gene Ontology annotation, molecular function: transmembrane transporter activity. The coding region runs from base 1 to 1959 and encodes 652 amino acids. The transcript has a single exon. Gene Ontology annotation, cellular component: membrane.